Labeo rohita (rohu) is the source of this 2127-nucleotide messenger RNA. It is a transcript of the gene phospho2, whose product is annotated as phosphatase, orphan 2. The record is from RefSeq and is a predicted model, not a curated record. Lineage: Eukaryota; Metazoa; Chordata; Actinopteri; Cypriniformes; Cyprinidae. Bases 101 to 826 code for a protein of 241 amino acids. Gene Ontology annotation, molecular function: phosphatase activity. The transcript has 2 exons.
CGGGGCAGUGACUAAUCAUGCUUUGUGUAGAGGGCAAGUGUCGGUCUCAUAAUCGCUAACGAAAACGAAUAAUUCAGCCAGGCAGCUGCUUGAGCGUAGAAUGAAGACCUUAGUAGUAUUCGACUUCGAUCACACUAUAGUGGAUGACAACAGCGACACAUGGGUGAUCCGCUCCACUCCCGAGCAGACGUUACCGGACUGGUUGAGGAAGUCUUACCAGAGCGGCCGCUGGACCGAGUACAUGGGUCGAGUCUUGACCUACAUCGGAGACCAGUCCGUCCGGCCGGAGCACAUGCGCUCGGUCAUGGAGAGCAUCCCGUUCACCGACGGCAUGAUCGAGCUCCUGACCUUCAUAUCUGAGAAUAAGAAAGACAUCGACUGUAUUAUCAUCUCCGAUUCUAACAGCAUCUUCAUAGAGUGGGUUUUGCAUGCAUCAGGGUUGAAGUCUGCUGUAGAUGACGUCUUCACCAACCCUGCCAACAUAGAUGCACGGGGCUAUAUGACUUUGCGCUGCUUUCACGCUCAUGACUGUGAGCAAUGUCCCAUAAACCUGUGCAAGAGGAAGGUGCUUUGUGAUUUCAAAGAGCAGCAGGCUAAAGCCGACGUGCAUUAUGAGAGGAUUUGCUAUAUAGGAGAUGGAGGAAAUGACUUUUGUCCUGUUAAAGAAUUGAAAGGAGGGGAUAUUGCAAUGCCUAGGAAAGGAUUCACCCUUGAGAAACUGUUGUGCAAAGCCAUUUCAGAGGGUUCGGAAUCUCUCCCGGCGAAAAUAAUGCCUUGGACUAGUGGCAAUGAGAUCCUCAGGGAAUUAAGAGCUCUAAUUGAGUAAUCUAGGCAAUAUUGUGACAAACUACAGACUCACUGAACUAAUAGAAUAUCACAUGGUUAUUCUGCAGUAGAUGCAUCAUGUGCAUGAACUCCUAUUAUAGCUCAUUUCCCCCUAAUCUACUUGAUAAACUAAUUCGGGCAUGGUGUAAUGUCUGUCAUAAUUGAGUUUUUGUUUUUGGUUUCAGUGCAUGUGCAUUUUCAGGUUUACAUGUUAAAUCUCAUUGAGAUUUUAUCGUAAAAUAAGCUCACUGUUUGGAUGUACAUUACAAAUAAUUUAACAGUUUGAGGUGCUUAAUAUUUAAUCUACUGCGGUUUGCUGCAGAAAAUUAAAAUGAACAAAUGUAAAUGUUUUAACAUGCUGGCUAAAUAUUUAUUCUAAAAUCUGCAUGAUGAAAAUCCUCCCUAUAUAUAAAUACUAUGCCAGUGAAUACCAUUAUUGUCACGGUGUAAGAAUUAAAGCAGUCUGGCAGUUUGGUACUACUAUGAAAUGUUUAAUAUUUAAAUGCAGAAGAUAUAAUAUGAAUGGUAUUAUUAUUAUUAUUAUUGGAAAUCCUAAUCUGCUUGUUAGCGGCAUAUUUGCACAUAUACAGUGGACCCCAAAAGUCUGAGACUGCUAGUAAUGUUUUUAUUUUAGGGUUAUAUUAUCAAUUUGUUUUUAUUAUAUUGUAUUAAUAUUUUUAUUUUGAUUAUAUAUUACAAAUAAAUAUAAUAAAUUAAUUAAAACAAUAAAAUAAGAAAAUCUGAUCAUCUUUACAAAGAAGUUUACAUGCUUCUUGUCAGACUUUUUACAUUUUAAUUUCCUAUUUAUUAUUAUUGUUAAAAUGUGUAAACAGUUUAUUUAUUUUCAGAUUUUUAAUGUGGUUUCAGACUUUUGGACUCCACUGUAUGUUUCAAAAGCCAGCAGGGUCAUAGUAGCUCAUGCUGGUUCCUGAUAACAGCAGUUUGGGCUCAGACGUGUUCCUCUUGACUUUAGAUAAACAGUGUUGUGAAUGUUUUUUCCUGAACGAGCUUGAAUUUUAGAUGUGUGUAUUGUAAAUGCAGCCUGAUUCAGAGUGUUGUAUUCAAAGCAAACAGAGAUGAAUGGACAGGGACUCCUGUAUUCGUUUAUAAAUUAACAUAAAGCUUGCAUGUCAGAAAAGUUCUUUCAUACGACUGCAGCAUCGCCAUAUUCUCCUAAACUGAGACCUUGUUCCUGUUAAUAUUUACAACAAAUCUUGUGUCCUUUGUACUUAUGACAGAGGCCAUGCAUAUGUUUUGUGUCUGAUUAUAAAGUAAUAAAAUACUGUAUCCAGUCUAAAUUAA